Molecule: messenger RNA, 2219 nt
Organism: Myxocyprinus asiaticus (Chinese sucker)
Lineage: Eukaryota; Metazoa; Chordata; Actinopteri; Cypriniformes; Catostomidae
Product: zinc finger protein OZF-like
Exons: 4
Coding region: 27-1592 (521 amino acids)
Biological process (GO): regulation of transcription by RNA polymerase II
Cellular component (GO): nucleus
Molecular function (GO): DNA-binding transcription activator activity, RNA polymerase II-specific; RNA polymerase II cis-regulatory region sequence-specific DNA binding
Source: RefSeq, a predicted model, not a curated record
GUUCUCACGGGUUAAACACUCAGCCGAUGUUCAUCAUGAGACAGCAGGUGGAUUUGAUGUGCUGUAAAUCAGUAGGAACUGAUCUGUCCAUGCUGGAUAUUGAUGAUUUGAUGACAGAAAUCUCUCAGCUGAAGAAAGAGGUGGCGUUACUGGAGGCAAAGCUGAGGGAAAGAGGAGAUCCACUGAACGGAGAGGAGCUGGAGAAGGUUUCCUGUCAAUCUUCAGUGUGUGUGACUGAUGGGACCUCCACAGAAUGUCAGGAUUCAGUGAUCAGAGAUCUGAGAUCUGAACAGAGAUCCAGAGACACACAGGACUCAGAGCUCAGCCUCACAUUACUCUGUUAUACUGACACUCAGGAGAGUGUGUGUGACAGUAAUCAGGGUGAUCAAACCUCCACAGAGUCUCUGGCUUCUGUCUGUAACGCUGGAGAACAGCAGAUGCUGCAGAUACCAUUGAAGAUGUGUUCAGUGAAGCUGCUGGACUGCAGGAACCUGAUGGAGAUGAGAGGAGAAACCACAGCAGAGGAACAACAGACUGAAGAAGAUGAGGAAAAUAAUGAUGGUGAUUUUAUUCCUUCAGGUGCAAACACUGGUUCAUCUUCAGAUGGAGAAACGGCUUCUACAUCAAAAGAGCGUCAGACAGCACAGAGUCUUUCCUGCAUCACCUGUGAGAAGACAUUGAGCUCGCAGGGAUUUUUAGCGAGACAUGAGAGAAAACACACAGAACAGAAAUUCUUCAGAUGUAGGAGAUGUGGGAGCAGCUUUUCUACCUUACAAGAAAGGAACCGUCAUUCAAAAGAGCACAUAGUGAAGAAGGAGCUCCACUGUGGGCGAUGUGGCAAGGUUUUUCACUCUUCUGGUUAUCUUAAAGUUCACAUGGAAACCCAUGGUGAAAGCAACCCUUUCCACUGCAGUGAGUGUGACAAGUUUUUCAGUAGCAAAGCAAAUCUUGAUAUGCAUAAAAGAAUACACACUGGGGAAAAACCAUACCAGUGUCCUCACUGUGAGAAGAGUUUCAAUAACAGAUCCCAUCUGAAUGCGCAUGUGCACUUGCACACCAAUGAAAGGCCAAAUCAGUGCAGUGAAUGUGGGAAAACCUUUACACAGCUGUCUUAUUUAAAGGUACACCAACGAAUACACUCUGAACAGAAACAUUAUCAGUGCUCUCACUGUGAUAAACGGUUCCGUACAAAAUAUAGUCUCCAAUGCCAUGAGAGAAUGCACACUGGAGAGAAACCUUACCUCUGCUCUCACUGUGGAAAAAGGUUUUCAGAUCUUCAUACAUCCCAAAUUCAUGUGAGAGUGCAUACGGGAGAAAAGCCUUAUCACUGUAGCGUUUGUGGGAUGAGUUUCAGUCAACAAACUAAUUUAAUGAUGCACAAGAGGACACAUACUGGAGAAAAACCUUACAAAUGCACUCAGUGUGACAGAUCGUUUGCUCGAUCUGAUAUUCUUAAAGUCCAUCAGAGAGUGCAUACAGGAGAGAAACCUUACAGCUGCUCUAUCUGUGGGGAGAGAUUCACUUAUUUAGGAAGUUUUAAUACUCAUCAGAAGAAACAUAUAAAAGAAGAAACUAACUUGGAAUCAAUAUAACAUCUUUUGCCAGCUCAUACCCAUCCAUUAAUUGGCUGUAUCUCUCUCCUCUCCACCAAUAGCUGGUGUGUGGUGAGUGUACUGGCACACUAUGGCUGCCGUCGCAUCAUCCAGGUGGAUGCUGCACAAUGGUGGUGGUUGAGGAGAGUCCCCCGUUCACUGUUCGCUUUGAGUGUAGUGUCAGAAAAGUGCUAUAGAAAUGUAACAUUCAUUCAUUCAUUCAUCUAGAAACUGCAUUGAGGUUUUAUGUGGAUGUAGAGAUAAAUAGAGUUGAAGGAAGUGCCUGCAGUAGUGUUUGAGGCAGCUGGCCAAUUGUACAUAUCUCAUUUAAAUCUCAAUAUUCACAGAAGUGAUGGUUUUAAAUCCCCUCAAAAGUAAAUACUUAAAAUUCUUCAGUUUUUCCUGGUUUAUUAUUAGUGAUUCACCGAUACCAUUUUAAGCCCUGAUAUUAUCUGUUACACCAAGUAUUAAUAUGACCUUAAAGAAUAUAUUUUUUGCAAUAUUUUACAGGUUUAAUUAUUAUUUUUAGCUUUAGUACAAUGACACAAAAAUCGCAUUGCUUUUUUUUCUCACACAGUAAAAUUCUUUUUUUAUGCAUGUACAUAUAAAGCUGUCUUUAUAUUUUAU